Molecule: messenger RNA, 747 nt
Organism: Rhagoletis pomonella (apple maggot)
Lineage: Eukaryota; Metazoa; Arthropoda; Insecta; Diptera; Tephritidae
Product: dynein heavy chain 5, axonemal-like
Exons: 2
Coding region: 14-721 (235 amino acids)
Biological process (GO): microtubule-based movement
Cellular component (GO): dynein complex
Molecular function (GO): dynein light intermediate chain binding; minus-end-directed microtubule motor activity; dynein intermediate chain binding
Source: RefSeq, a predicted model, not a curated record
CGAAUAUGUCUUCAUGCAGGCAUUGGCUUUUCCCAGCUUGGAAGGCGAUGAAGAGGAUGUUAGCUGCGGUCUGAUAAAAGGACAAUUGCUGCCGGGCCUAAGGUCCUUCUGCAGUGCUCUGCGUGUUUGUGAGCAAGUGUGCGAUCAUGUGAAUAUAUUCGACGAUAAAUGUGAUAUGUUUGAGAAGAUCGAACACGUUGAGGAGGUCAAGGAUAUGGCAAAGAAUCAGGAGUUUUGUGGGCAGCUGGAAGAGCGUGUAAAUAACUGGAUAAAGGGUAUCAUGAAGAUACUAGGUGAAAGUGAACAGUUACGCAAGGAGAAUGACUCGAGCGGCCCGCAGGAUGAGUUGGAGUACUGGAAGAAGCGUGGUGCGUUAUUUUCGCAACUGUUGGCACAUUUGCAGGACCGUGAGGUGCAAUAUACGUUGCACUGCCUCUUUUUGGCUGGAUCGCGGGUUAUGCGCGUGUGGAAAGAGACCGAUCGAAAGAUAACAUUUUGCUAUAAUGAAGCGCGUGAUAAUUCGAAAUUCAUUCAGGCUAUGGAAACUUGCUGCCACUCUUUGUAUUUGGACGAUCCGGUAUGCAUGAAACAAUCGAUACUCAGCUUACUCCAAACUGUGCGACUCAUCUACAGCGUUUCUCAAUUUUACAACACUUCCGAGAGAACCUCAUCACUUAUGGUUAAGGUUCGUGUUUUAUAUUUUAUUUUCAUUGAAAAUUAACUAGUACUGUAAUUAAUCUAUUGGAA